UGGAAACCAUGGCGUUCCCUUGGACCGUCUGACCGGGGUAACAGAAAAAUAUUCAGUCGAGCAACGCAUGUUUGCCCCAAUUGAGCUUCGCUAAGCUUGGAUUCCGUGACUAAAGAAAAUGGGGUCUCGUAUCAAGGAGAGCCCAGAGUCAACGUUCGAAGUGUAUGUGGAGGUGAUCCACCCUGGAACAGCAGGACCAGAUCCGGAGGUGCGCAGGCGAUUCCCGGAGGACUACAUCGACCAGGAAACUCUGCAGACGGUGCCCAAGUUCUGCUUCCCCUUCAGUGCGGACAGUCUGUCAGUAAGCCAGGUGGGCCAGAACUUCACCUUUGUUCUGACUGACAUCGAGAGCAAGCAGCGGUUCGGCUUCUGCCGCCUGUCAUCAGGGGCGCACAGCUGCCACUGCAUCUUGAGUUAUCUUCCCUGGUUCGAGGUGUUCUACAAGCUGCUCAAUACCUUGGCAGACUACAGUCUCAAAGGCCAGGACAGCCAACAGAAGGAGCUACUGGAGUCACUACAUGCCCUCUCCAUUCCUGAACCUGGAGUGCCUGUGCAUCUCAGUGUGCAUUCUUACUUCACCGUGCCUGACUACAGGGAGCUGCCCAGUAUACCAGAGAAUAGAAACCUAACAGAGUAUUUUGUAGCCGUAGAUGUCAAUAACAUGCUCCAUCUGUACGCUAGCAUGCUUUAUGAGCGCCGAGUCCUGCUCUGCUGUAGCAAACUAAGCACUUUAACGGCUUGUGUCCACGGCGCGGCGGCCUUGUUGUAUCCCAUGUACUGGCAACAUGUUUACAUUCCUGUCCUUCCUCAGCACCUCGUCGACUACUGCUGCGCCCCCAUGCCUUACCUCAUUGGAGUACAUUCCAGCCUGAUGGAGAAGGUGCGGAGCAUGGCCUUGGAUGACGUGGUGGUGCUCAACGUGGACACCAACACGCUAGAGACACCUUUUGAUGACCUCCAGAGCCUGCCCAACGACGUGGUGUCGUCCCUGAAGAACCGUCUGAAGAAGGUCUCCACCACAACCGGUGAUGGAGUGUCCAGGGCCUUCCUCAAAGCCCAGGCUGCCCUCUUCGGCAGCUACAGGAACGCACUGCAGAUCGAACCGGAGGAGCCCAUCACGUUCAGCGAGGAGGUGUUUGUGGCCCACCGCUCCAGUGCCAUGAGGCAGUUCCUGCAGAACGCCAUCCAGCUGCAGCUCUUCAAACAGUUCAUAGAUGGCCGUCUGGACCUGCUGAACGCAGGAGAGGGUUUCAGUGACGUGUUUGAAGAUGAGAUCAACAUGGGGGAAUAUGCAGGCAGUGACAAGGUGUACCAUCAGUGGCUACUAACAGUGAAGAAGGGUGGCGGGGCGAUAUUCAACACCGUAAGGACCAAGGCCAACCCGGCUAUGAAAACCGUCUACAAGUUUGCCAAAGACCACGCCAGGAUGGGCAUCAAGGAGGUGAAGAGUCGACUGAAGCAGAAGGAGCUGACGGAGAACGGCUACUCGGCGGCCGGCGAGGACGGACAGAGGCCUGCCGCGCCCCCGCGCUCCCCCUCCACCGACGGCAAGGACCUCCGCGCCUGGGACGACCGCCGGCCAAUCACAGUGCACUUUGGACAGUCAGCACCUGCACGUCCUCCGCCCCCGCGUCCCCCUCCUCCCAGCAGGGUCCAGCGCACCAGACCUGCCCGUCCACCCAGACCACUGGUAGCCAAGAGACCACGCAGCAAUGUGGGCAUGGAGAACAGUCCUGAACACUACGUCCGCCCGACGCGGCACUACACCGUGUUUCUUUCCGAGGAGGACUCAGGCGACGAGCUCCAGCAUGACGACGACUCCAUCACUGGCUUCCCCGAAAACUUUCUUUUCUCGACCCCCUUUGAAUGGCCGCAGCCCUACCGCUCUCUGAAGGAGUCCGACCUCAUGGAGGGGGAGGAGGCCUUCGCCGAGGAGAGGCCGCAGGGCCACACGGCCCCCCCUAGUCCGGUCAGGGAGAAGUACCCGGACAUCAACCUCCUGGGCGAUAUCCUCAAUUACCAGGAGGGGGAGACAGAGAGCCAACAGCUCAGCCUGGCCAAGAGCCUGGAGGACCUGAGGCUCCCGAAAGACCCAGAGGAACAGCAGGCCAAGUUCAGUUAUCAGCGGAUGGACCUGAGUGGCGGUGAGCGGACACGAACACUACCAGGACUCAAGCACUCCAACCCCUACAACAAGCUGUGGAGCCAGGGGCUGGACGACAUGGCCGUGCCCGGCCGCACCUCCCCCACCUGGGAGAGGCCUCUGUCUGUGCCCCCCCUGGAGCCCCCGGAUCCCCGGCCCCCGAGCGCGGACAGCUGCGGCCCCGGCCAGGAGAGGCCCCUCGACGGAGGCUGCAUCCCCAUCCCGCGGCCGCAGGGCCGGAAGACCCCCGAGCCGGGCAAAGUGCUGGCGCCUCCCGUGCCCAUGCCGCGGGCGUCCAAGCAGGCGGGCGGCGGUGGCGAGCCGAGGGAGGGGGCGCGGAGCGCGGGCGGUCACGAGUUCCGGCAGGCCCUCAACAUGUCGCCGCUGUCGUCCUCCUCUGCGGCCCAGGACACCGACCUGAUGAAGCAGGAGGUGGACCUGCUCAGCCUGCUGGACCCUCUGAGCACCAGCUCCGCGUCCGCCUCCUCGUCCACCUCCGCCGCCACCGGGGAGUCAGGGGAGCACGUGGGCACGAGCGCGCCCAGUCAGCCCCCUCCCCCUCCCCCGCCGCGGCCGUACCCCCAGAGCCUGCCCCCGUUCCCCCACGUGUCCCUGAACCCCUUCGCCCAGGCGGGCAUGCCCUACGCCCCCCACAGACCCUACUCGCCCGUGGUGGGCAGCAACCCCUUCGGCGCGGCCUACAUGUCCCCCGCCACGGGCGGCUACUUCCACGCCGCACGCACCCCGCCGCACCCGCUCUCCGUGCCGCCCGGCAUGUUCCGCCAGCCCUCCCCGGCGGGGCCCGGUCUGCCCCCCCACGCGCUCGGGCCCCUGCGGCCGGCCGCCUUCACCCGCACGGGCCCCCCUCCGUCCUCCUGCAGCAGCGGCGCCCUGUCCAGCCUGCUGUACUCCCCCGCCGGGCCCACGUCGCGCCCGCUGCCCAAGCCCUUAGCCGGGGGGGACGACGCCGCCACUGCCGCUGACCAGCCCCCCCGGGACCCUUUCAGUGACCUGCUGGCCAUGGCCAAACCGGCGCUCGCCCCGGCAGCUGCGCCCCCGAAGAAACGCCCAGAGAACCUGCGCCGGCACUGGGAGACGUUCGACUAGGCCGCGCCCCCCUCGUCAUCCUCCCCCUCCGAAAAAGAAACAAAGAACACAACCAGCCUCCCUCUGCUGUCUGUCUGUCUGUCUGUCUAUCAAUCAAUCUGCUGCUGACCAAUGACAGACUGCGCUGGGUGUGUGUGUAUGCGCGAGUCACAUGACCAGAAGAGAGCUGAAGAGUGCUGAAGGGGUGGGUUUGUGCGUGUGUCUGUGUGUGUGUGUGUGUGUAUGCUGAAAUCUGGACACUCUCAAAUCCUCAGCUGCCCGUUUGUGUGUGUGUGUGUGUGUGUGUGUGUGUGUGUGUGUGUGUGUACAUGAGGCGUGCUCCACGUGGGUUUAGAAUACUCCACCCUCUCUCUCUCCUCAGAUCUCUCGUUGUCCCUCAUGACUGCAGCAGAGCAGCCCCUUCCGCUUCGCAACAACUCCGCUUUUGUGCCGGUUGCCUUUCCGCCUCCGCCGAGACGUCCGUAGGGAAGGGAAGAAGCGCACCCCACCCCCCACCCCCCACCCCAUCACUGGCGAGGGGCCGUGGUGCGUACGUGCGUGCGUUGCGUUGCUGUCAACCUGCCCUCCAAGGCCAGUCGCGUCUCCGUGCUUUUCUUUGGCUCGCCAACAGAUGAGGCGUCGUUCGGAUAUUUACUAAAGCCGGAGGAGAAGUGUCUCGAGCAGACCGACGGCACAGUCGGCGCCGUGUCUAUAUAAGCUGUGCAGACUAGACGUGCAGACGGAUCCCAAAAUGGAGAACUGAAGUUGCCUUUUUUUCGAAGAGACAUUCACUGGAUUUAGGGAGGCAAACUCAAACAUGUAUAAGCUUUCUCUCGUAGUAGCGCUAUGUCCAAAUCACUGCAGUUAUCCAGGGUCGGCCUCGUCAGCGGCGUGCCGUCGUUCGCUUGAGGUGGAUAGAAGAGGAAAACAAAAAAUGGAUCAGCUGUGCACAGUUAUUGUUUGCUUCCGUUUCUUUGCCAAUAAUCAUUGUUUUCUUGUUUUUUUUUGUUUUGUUUUCGGUUGGCCUUCUGAGUCUUUGAGUAGACUGUGUUACUGUAUCUGCUGCUUUUGAAGUGCAAUGCCACUCCCAGCCUAUGAUGAUUUGUCACAAUCCAAAGGGUCUGGUCACCCUUAUGAAAAAAAGAGAGAAUUAAUCAGCAUAGUAACGUUAAUCAGGUAAGGCAUUUUGUUUUGACUUUGUUGAGGGCCUGCAUCCUUACUGGCUUGAGUCUGGUAGUCCACCUGAAGUGUGUCUCAUAGUCUGGCAAUUACUGCUCUUGCUUAGUGUGCCUCUAGGUUGGUAGGCCCAAACUACUAUUGUACUAACAGCCCUUCACUACAUUUUGCAAUCGUGAGAAGACCAAAAUAUUGUAUUGUUGUUGUUAUUAUCAUGGCCAGGAUUCCCAGUGAAAUAACGAACAGCCUUUUGAUUGUGCAUUCAGACUGCUGCUAGCCCUACCGCUACAGUUACUACAACUACACUUUAGACAAACAACUGUGUUCUUGUUUGUUUAGAUACAUUAAGCGUAUUGCUUUCUGCUCAACACCAACAGAGUUUUGCCGAACAGUAAGAGUUGACAUUUUCUACCAGUUAGAAUUAGGCCAGUUUUAAGUUGAAGAACAACAACAUACCUUUCUGAGUGUUCCAUCACAUGUACUGUAGUAGUUGAAAAGGAAAGGAUGUGAGUUGCAGAGCUGUUACUGAAACACCAUCAUGGUUUGGAAGAACAAGGACACUAAUGGAAAAAUGGUCUCUGGAGACAUUAAAUUGAAUCGGCAGGUGGAAAAUGAACUUGCUCUCUCUGCACAUACUAUACAGUAUAGAGAUUCCAUGGGACAAUACAGAUUACUGAUUUUACAGGUUACUGAAAGGGAAUUGCUGUUUUGUAGAGGCGCUUCUUCCUGUGCGCAUUACAGGAAGACUGCACUCCGGUCAUAACUCUGGACAGCGCUGUUUUGCUGACCACACUACACUUCAGAGCGGUACCGUUUUCUUGGGUGUGACGUACCUUGGCAAACAUAAUGAAUACUAAAAGACUGUACUCUGUGUGAUAUAUCAAUUGAUGUACAGUACAUCAUGUACAGUACAUAAAUAUUUAUUAAGAAUCAAAUUAGAAAAUCACUCACAUUUUAAAAAUCAAACCAUGUUUAAGUGGUCAACAUCCCAGAACAAAAUGUUGUUAGUUAGUACAGUGUUUGCCUUGAAACCCAGAAGAACCUAAUAGUUCACAUGAGGUCAUCAUAUAUUUUCAUGGACCUUAACCAUUACUUUGUUACAUUUCAAAACUCACGGAAGUGAAUGAGACUGUAAUAAGCCACAGUGGUCAUUGGUCAUUUCUGUCAUAAGAACUUCGUAACUACAGUAGGUAGCUCUCAUACUAACAAAGAAAUGCUUCUAGGGACAGUCCAUCUAGACUUUUAGCUGGGUGUCAGUUCUGUUUGAUGCACAUCAUCUGGGUAAGGCACACUCUCUCUCUCUCUCUCUCUCUCUCUCGCUCUCUUUCUUUCUCUCUUUCUCUCUUUCUCUCUAUCUCUCAGACUAAGCACUUGGGGACGUUAGCAUAGCAGUCACAGAAUUGAUGAAUCCUUGUCUACAAAAUGUUGCCUUACAGCAAAAAGGAAACUCUGUAUGUGUAGCUUUGUUUAAAAAAACAAUGUAUGUCCAAUAAAGGUGUGUCUACAUGACUUUGCUUUUAAGAAAAAGAAAAAUGACUGAGGCUAUUAACGUCUAUCCUCAAGGGUCGCUGUUUUAGCAGUUCUGUUCGUUUUAAGUCAAUAUUUUGUCAGUGUUGCCAAUCCUCAGCUUUAGUCUCCCACGAUUAAAGUGGGUAUUAAAUUGAAAACCUCCACAAGGGGGGUGAUACUUGAGUGAUCAGCUUUAAUAACCUCAGGAUUUUAGGAUUUUUUUUGUCCAAUAUCCCCUAUUCUCCUUAAAGAAUGUUUCCUAUAGAAAUGUGAACUUAUGUCUUUUAUACAUACAUGGAGCACUUUGUUUGCGUUUGUUUUAUUUUAAUGAUGUUUUUGUUGAACUAUCACACUAUUAAAAGUGCACAUAUCCUCACA
Sardina pilchardus (European sardine) is the source of this 6292-nucleotide messenger RNA. RefSeq names its product DENN/MADD domain containing 1A (gene dennd1a). Lineage: Eukaryota; Metazoa; Chordata; Actinopteri; Clupeiformes; Clupeidae. Gene Ontology annotation, biological process: endocytosis; endocytic recycling. The record is from RefSeq and is a predicted model, not a curated record. The coding region runs from base 119 to 3250 and encodes 1043 amino acids. Gene Ontology annotation, molecular function: phosphatidylinositol phosphate binding; guanyl-nucleotide exchange factor activity. Gene Ontology annotation, cellular component: cytosol; clathrin-coated vesicle. The transcript is spliced from 24 exons.